GAAGUCUUUAUGAUUUAUGGAAUCAAAAUUAUAUUGUUAUGGGAAGCAAUGAUGAUCCUAAAUAUUAUGCUAGAAUUGCAUUGGGGGCAUAUGCAAAUCCAAUGGUAUCUGUUCACAAGGACUUUAGAUGCAUUCUUGUUUUGGAAGAGAAAAAUUUACUACAUGCUGAUCCAUCACUUUUGAAUAGAUUUGAAAAGCAAAAAUUGGUAAUUAAUGAUAUAUUGACAGAUGAGGAAUUUGAGCUUGUUGCUGAAUUGAAUAGCUGGGUGAAAAAGUUUUCUAUGGUUUCAGGAAGAAAUGCAGGGUCUCAAUCGCACAAUAAAUUUGAACAACAAGAUUUAUUUAUUGGUUUUGAUUCUAAUGAAACCAUACAAAGUUUGGUUAUAAAUAUAAAAAGAAAAUAUCCAAAUGCCGACAAUGAAGAAAUACUUGAAAAAUGCAAAGAAUGUCUUGUUGCUAUAGCAACUUUAGAUGGUAUGGUUAGAUCUGAAAAUUCUUUAUUAAAUCAUGAAGAGGUACUUAAAUGGAAAGAAUAUUAUUUUAAAAUACAACAUCAUAAUAGUCUUUUUGAUUAUUUUGAUGCAUUAUUGAAACAAAAUGAUCCAUAUAUGCCAGUAGCAGAAGGAAAACAAGUUAUUGUUAAUACAUUUUCAAACAUCAAUACUGAUAUAGAAGCUUGUCUGACAAAUAAGAUCAGUUGUCAAGUAGAUAAACUUUCAACAUUUAAAUCUGAAACACAAUUUCAAAAUAGAAUCAAACAUUUUUGGCAGGAAUCUGAUAAACAAAUGUUAAUUCUUCAAUGUGAUAUAACAACUGUCAAUGUGGGAUGUAUUAAAUUAGCUAAAUUUGUUAUUGAACAAUUACGUGGAGAAUUCUUAAUUAAAAGACGCAAUAGCAAUAAAAAAAUUCCAAUGAAACAUGCAUGCAUAAUUUUACACAUUCACCGUGAACAAGAAACACCUUUUGUUUCAUUUAAUUUCAUGUGUGGAUGGGAGCAAAUUACCAUUGAAACAUUACAAGUCCAAGAUAAACCUUUAUCCAGCCUUUUGGAAAAACCUAUGGCUGAUAUUAUCAAUACUACAUAUCCAUUUGAAGAUAUCUUGAAACAAGAAUUGUUAUGGUGUUUAUCAUGCAUGAAAUAUCCUCAUUCACAAAAAUCAUUGGAUCAUAUUAGGGUUCUGAUUACACAGAUUCCAAAUAAUAAAAAUCUGAUCACAUGUUUAAAGGACAGAACACAAGAAUGGUUGGAAACAAGUUCUGAACCAAAUUGGCAAAAUAAAGUUGCAUCAGACAAAAAACUUUUAUACCCAUAUUCUUCAUUUUCAGGUGCAUUACAAGCAUAUUUACGUAUCUUUAUUCGAAAACCAAUUGCAAAGCUUUUAUGUGCAAUUGAAAGGUUAUCAGCAACCAGAACCUUGCUUUUGAUUGAUAGACCACGAAAAAUAGAAGAAGUAGAACAAUCUCAUAAAUUACUUGAAUUCUGGAUAGAGUGUUUUAUGGAUCCAAAAAUUGUAAACACAGAAGAUAUACCAGAUCCUAAACCAGAUGUAUAUACUAUGCCUGCCAAUAAUUAUGACCUUGAAUUCCCAUUUUCACUUUAUUUUAUGAAAAGAAUUGAUUCAUUCAAACGGCUAUUUGAAGAUGAAAUAAAUCAGCAUAAGGAAAACGAGGAAAAUAUUGAUGAACAAACUGGUGAACUUUACCAACAUUUCUUUAAUGAUUAUACAAAAGGAUUUUCAACUACUGUUAUAAAUUCUAUACCAUCAUUCAAAAAACCAUCACUGAAUUUAUUUGCGGAUCUGUACUUUAAUGAUUUUGUUGCAGUAGUUUCAUCUAAUGAUUCUGCUGGUAACAGAAAUCCAAAAGUUUUAUCAUUUUUACUUCAAAGACUUAUGGGAGAAGAAAAAUUUUUAGACCCAGUAUUCUUACAUGCAUAUUGGUGGAGAAAUUCAAAUACUGUUUUAGCUGAAUUUCAAUUAACUCAAAUAUGUCCAAUGGUUAUUAGUAAGAUAACAAAUUGCAAUAACUCAGAAUCUUUUGAACAUUUACUAGUUAAAGAGACUGCAGAAAUAAUGUUACAGAAUAUUAGUGAAUCACGGAAUUUAACAUACAAUUCAUAUAUGUUUGAACAGUGGCAACGUGAUGUUACAAAAAUUUUAUCAUUUGGAGCAAAAGUUUUGAAAGGUCAACCAUUGCCUUCACUUCAAAUAUUACGUAUUUGUAAUGAUUUUAUAUCAACAAAAGCCAUUCCAUUAGCUAAUGUCAAAGAAAUAAUUACAAUUGGAAAAAAUUCAAGCCAAAAAGAAAUGCUUUCAGCUGAGUUUAUUAAUAAAGUAUUUGAUAUUCUUUAUAAAAUGGAACCAAAUGAAAAGAAUCUUAUUUCAAGAAGAUCAUUUAUUCUUAGAUGUCUUGAUAUUGUUGAUCUUGAAUCUAAACUUAGACUGCAAUUAUAUGUUAAAAUUUUCAGCCAAAGACCAUUUCCACUUAUGAGUGCAAUAAUACAACGUAUAUUCUUGCAAGAAGAUGAAGAUGAAGAUGAAAGUAUUCUUUUGACUAUUUUAGAAAAUCCAGGUUUGGCUAUCCGUGAUUCAGCAAGAUUAAAUGUAAUAAAUACUUGUCUUAAAAAUCAAGGACUUGAUUCUAUGAUGUCAACAUUAUGUUGUGAUGUUAUUCAAACAUUAUUUGAAACAUUUGAAUUAUCAGAUUUAGCAAAUUAUUUUGGAUCUGCAGCUAAAGCUAUAACUAAUCUUGGAACAGAAGCAUUACAAAAAAUAACUGCAAUUGCUUUUCUUAAAGUAUUUGUUGAAGGAUUCUGGAAUGAAUGUAUUCAAAGACACAAUUAUCAGCAACCAAUAGUUUUCGAUCUAAUGGAAACUGAUGGAGCAGUUUUAAUUAAAGAAAUUAAUGAUUUUAUGAGCAUACCAAAUCCAUUAAUCCAUUCAUUAAAAAUAUAUUUUCUAAGAAUUUUACGUAAUCGGCACAAUCUUCCACUCAAUGAUGUAAAACAAUUUUGUAAUAGACAAAAUAGAACACUUCCAUGGCUUGCAAGUAUUGCAUGGGAAGACAAUUCUCAAAAUAGACUUUCAUUUAAUCCUUACUGGGCCUUAGAUAUGUAUGCAGAAGCUGAUAAAGGAUUUUCUAGUUUAUACUCACUUAAAAAUAAAGCACCAAUUAAGAUCUUCCUACAAUCUGUACAAAAAAACGAAUCAAUAGGACAUAGAAUUGCAUUUGGUGGAGUAGUUGUACAACGUAUACAUGUAGUCCAUGCAUCAAGUGAAUGGUCCCUUGAUUAUGAUAAUGCCAGUAAAGAUCUUAGAACUGAAAUUAAUGGAAUGAAAACGCUUACACCACUUUAUAGACAAAUAAUUGACAAUAUUAUACAAAAUAAACAGCCAUUACUUCAACUAAACAAUAGGACAACAAAUGAAACUUUGUUAAUUAAAUCUGUAAUUGGACAUAUUGUAAUCUUACAUUCAUCAAUUCCUGCAGACUCAUCACCAUUAACUAUUUAUUUAAAUAAUCUAAAAAGCUGCCAUACACAUUAUAUUUUAACGGCACAAGCUGAUAAUGAAUCAGUCAUCAUGAAUGCUUUAACAUCUACUACUGGUGAACAAUUAACAAGAUAUUCAUGCCAGUGUGGUUAUAAAUAUGUUAUAGCAAACUGUGGUCAAGCAAUGGAAGCAAGAAAAUGUCCACAAUGUAGCAAUACAAUAGGAGGCGGAUCACAUAAAUCAGCUGCUGGUAAUCAAAGAUUGGAUCAUGCACCUCAGAGAAAUAUGACAGUUGUGAACCAACCUGGUUAUGUUGAAGAUCUAGUUGAACCUGGAAUUGGUCAUACAGUCCGUGCUAUGCCACCAAAUGCAUAUCGCAUCUUACAUUUAAUUGUUCAUGCAUUGAUUGGUUCUUCAAAUCAUGCUAAAAACUUCUUAAAAAUUAAUGGUAAUGCUGAAGAAUAUUGCCUUAAACAUAUACAAAAUGACUGGAAUGCACUUAAAAGAAUUUUCAAUUGCAAUGAUGAAAAUUUAGCACUAUUGUUACAUUCAAUUCUAACAGAAAUGUCAAAAAAACUUUUUACUGGUGGUCCAUCAACAAUUACAGACCCUGCUCAACGGGAUGUAUGGGAAUUACGGUUUGUUAAUGAUUAUGUUGAGCCACAAACAAAAAGCUUCAAUGAAUCUAUUACAAAUUUCCGUAGAAAAUUAGAUGCAGAAUCAAAAAAAGCAAAUGGAAAUACUAACAUAAUUGAAUCUGAAGUUAAUCAGACUAUAGAUAUGGAUGAUAAUUAUAAAGUUGAAUAUUUACCAAAUCUUUGGAGAACAAUAGGAGCUAUAAGUUUUGAAAGUUUCAGAGCAUAUUACAUUGCUGAUCAAACCAAUAACAAUAAAACAUAUCCAUUUCUUUCAAUAUUUUUUAAACAUUCUGAAAAGUUGACACAGAUUAAACAUCUUUUUCCCAUUAUUAAAUUUGCUGAGAUAUUGGCAUCAAGACUUGAGUAUAGAAUCAAUAGAAAAGAUGCUCAUAAUAAAUCAUUUCAAGAAUUUAUAAAUGAUGAAUCAAAUGGAGGAAUAGUUAAAGAGACACAUGAAACAUUAGCUAAGGCAUUUGAUGAAUUUUCAGAAGCAUGGAAUGCAGUGCAUGAUCAAGUCAAAAGAUAUCAAUGUAGUGAGUUUAAAUCAGUUAUUCCUAAGGUGACUUUAGAUAGCCCAAUUGCUUUUGGAUUAGUUGAAGAAAAAGAUACAGGGAUAUUUAUUUGUGCAAUUAUAAAUUACCUUGUGGCAUUACAAAAUAAUUUCUUGCUAGAAAUCACAACAAUUCCAAAUGGGUCUUGUAAAUCAUUAAAAUUUUUAGAAGAACCAUCUCAAGUUGAUGCUGAAUCAACAUCUGGUAAUGGUGGUAGUAGUAGUAGUUCAACUCAAACCAAUAAUUCAAAGAUAUCUAAUCAAUAUUAUCUACGAUUAUCAAGAGCAAACCAAUUAAUAAAAUCAAAUGUAAUUGAUUAUGAAUGGGAUGAAGAUAUUCUUCAAUAUAGUCAAAGAAUCCUUGCUAUUGGACGUGGUGAUGAUGUUAUUUAUGACUUGCAAAAGAUUGAACUUGAACUUGCACGUUGGUUGGUAUUUGAUAAAGCGUAUAUUGAAACUGUACAAGAUUUACCAUUAUAUUUAGAACCAUUUUCAUACCAUAUGGAAUUGUUCCAAGGAUAUUUGAGAAUCCUCA
Messenger RNA from Entrophospora candida, 5214 nucleotides. The record is from the annotation of a GenBank genome assembly. Lineage: Eukaryota; Fungi; Glomeromycota; Glomeromycetes; Entrophosporales; Entrophosporaceae.